Molecule: messenger RNA, 15282 nt
Organism: Coregonus sp. 'balchen'
Lineage: Eukaryota; Metazoa; Chordata; Actinopteri; Salmoniformes; Salmonidae
Source: the annotation of a GenBank genome assembly
GUUCAGGGGAGGUGGUCUUCGAAGUGUGAGGGAAAUUUGAGUCAGACAGGUUAGCUAUUGCCGUGAUUCUUAAUAACUGUAACAUAUGCCUACCAAGGAACCCUAUCUAUGGAGAUAUUGUCGACACAUAGAGGAUCCGGUCAGGCCGACCCAGUGACAGAGCGGGUUCAGCCGGAAUAAAUCAGUUGGGUAGGCUAAUCUCUUGGUUUUUUGUCCGUCGGGCGGCGAUGUCAGCUUUCUGCCUCGACCUGCACACAUCUAAGGCGGCGAUUUCAGCACCACCCGAGCUGGACAGCGACUGCAUGGAGCACCCGCUGGAUCAGGGCAACAAAACCCCACAAGAAAAGGGAGGAUUUCAGGGCCACUCGCUGCUACACACCGGCUCUGGAGGCCUCGGGAUGGCGUUGGAAGAGGAAUUAGCCAUGCUUACUGGGGAGCAGGACGACGAGGAGGAGGAAGAGUUAUCCGAAUUGGAGACGCCUGUAAUUGGACAGAAUACAGACUUGUCGCUCUUCCGUCAAAAAGAGAAGGACUUGGUUUUAGCUGCUAAACUAGGCAAGGCACUGCUAGAGCGUAACCAAGACCUGACUAAGCAAUAUGAGAAAAUGAACAAAGAUCUUAACGAUAAACUAGAGGUAAGUAGCUUUACACACACUGCCAAAUACUGUAUAAUCACGAUUCAGUCCUGCCAGAUCAGUUUUUCAAUUCACAGUUGUUUGGCCAUCAUUUUUGUUUCAGUAAAUUCAACUGAUUAGGACUGCCCUCCAUUAUUGUAAUGCUAUUGAGCAGAUGACACACUGUAAACAAUUAGCUUGACAGUGUUUUCAGACUGUCUACAAUUUACAGCUAAUCUCCAUACAGUGUAAUAACAGUAUAAUGCCUCUCCCAUAAAAACACUUGGGCACAAAACACUGCUCUAACAGCAGACUGAGGUCACUCAAUUCUCACAAUUACUUUUUAUUUAUAUGCUUUUACUGUCAUUACCUGACACUGACAGGUAGCAUUGACACAGGUGGAGAGGUGUUCACAACAACUAAAGCCCUGAAACCCCAUAGAUGUCUGCUGCAUUUGUUCACGCUGACAACAGAGCUUUUGUUCAUCACAUCUGAAACCCCCACUCCACUCAGCACAUGGCCUGGAGUGGAACAACGACUAAUCCCCUGUUAAUGUCCCAUGGAGAUGGCCUACUGUAUCUACUGUAGGCUACAUCUGCUCAGGGCCCUGAUCUCUAACAACACAGAACUACGCUAUUACCCAGUGCACAGUAUUCAUCAAGCUAUUUCAAAGCUUUUUAGGGACAGAUAACAUUGUUCGUUAUCCUUUUACAAACCUUGUUUUAUUCCUGACGUGCCUCUUUGUUCAGGACUGAUCACCCAACAUGAUCUGGGCUACAUCAUGUGUGUGACCAACCAUGCCACCCAUCCCCCCAUCCCCUGACCCCCUGGUUCUCUCAUAAGCCCACACUCACAUCCCCAUCCCCUGCCUCAGCCUUAUAAAGCCAUGGAUAGAAAAGAGCAGAAGCUUUGUGCUAUCCUUUCACGAUCCAAUGUCUAUUACUACUAGUCUCAGGCCUAACCUGGUCCCUCCAGUCCAGUAUCAUCUCUAACCCUGUCCCUUGUCUCCCCUCACCCACAGCACCUGGAGCAGGAGAAGCACGAGCUGCGGCGGCGGCUGGAGAAUAGGGAGGGGGAGUGGGGGGACCGCGUGGCGGAGCUGGAGACAGACGUCCAGCAGCUGCAGGGAGAGCUGGAGCGCCAUCAGGUCCAGCUGAGAGAGGCCGACCGCGACAAGUCCACGGCUAUGAGGGAGCUGUCAGAAGAGAACCACCGCCUGCUGGAGCAACUUAGCCGGGUGAGUGGAGAUAACUAUCUGUCUGUGGACCUUUUUGUCUGUCUGUGGACCUGUCAGUGGGACUCAACACUGGAUGUCUCAGUCUGCUGAUGUCUCAGUCUGCCGUGUUCAUUUCUAGAGAGGGUACAACUAUGUUCUCAUAUAGAAUGCAUACAUGCACGUACAUAGACUGCUUCAAUCUCUUUCCUCAUCUCUCUCUCUCUUUCUCUCUCAUACAGAUCAAUAUAUGCUAAGUCAUCGAAAGUGGAACGUUCACCUCUUAAACACUGAAUCAUUUAGAAUGAUUCGGGCUGCAUACUACUUAUGCAACCCUCCUAUCCAUAUUGAUAAGUAACUACAGGCUGUUAAAACAGAUUUGAUGUCUUAGGUAACAAAAAAUUUUGAUAGCCUGUGACUCGGUUAAGAACAGAAAAAAAACAGAGAACGCAUGACAGGAUGACAGGGAGAGUGGAGGAAGUCAAGGUUAAAUCAGAGCACAUCCACUUUGUAAAUAGUGAUGGACAUGUGUCAGGAGAAGCUGUCAUUGAAUCAACUCCAUGGAAAGGCUGGAUUGAUGGAGCUGAGUAACAGUGCUGUAGGUAAUACUGUUGAUUAGACUCCCAUAAGAAGCUGGCUUGACUACAGCUGAAGUCAAAUCACUCAAUCCUAACUAUAGUGGGAGGCAUUGCCCUGACAACCUGACUAGCAGAGUGGUCAAUUCCUUUUAGGCCUAAAUCCCAAUGGGAAACGAAUGGAAACUCCAGUCAGGAAGGGAGUAGACAGCGCUUCUACCAACUUGAGUCAAGGUGCAGCAAAAAAAUCACAUGAAUAUCUGGAAAAACUAUUUUUCUUAAUAGACAUUCAUUCCAGGACAGAAACAGCCAAUGUUCCCAUUCAUGGAUUAUCCUCUACAUCAACAGACUGUUUGAAAUGAUUUUACUGCUGCUCAUUUUACCACUAGCAUACCAGGCUGAGGCUGAUAGGCACGGCGUCACAUAGCUGUUUCUAAAAGACACUAGCUUUCCACUGACGCGAGGCACAGGGAUAUGCUUUUGUGCGAGUUGAAGGGAUAUAUUGAUACCUUUCAUCUGAGGGUUUGUUAAAUGGAGAAAGCUGUGUCAGAGGGCCAGUCUCCUUUUAAAAGCCAGAGGAGCUUCAGAUGUGGAGAUAGGCGGUUGUUGCCUGCUGUGGUGCUCUGGUGACACCAGUGACAGUGUUGUGGGUGACAAUGCCUGUGAUGCAGUGCUGUUUGUCCUGGGAAUAGAUGUGGGCUGCAGUCAGGCAGAUGCUGCUUCCUUCCACAGCCCAGCAGGGAGAGAGCUAGUUAGCGGUCAAUGGCUGUUUUUAGCCCUCCUCAUGAGGGCUGCUGCUGGCUGUGUGCUGUUACAGAUACAGAGACAGCAGCACCGCUGGGUCAUACAGACCUGCUUUACCUCUCAUUUCCAUCUCUGAUCAGAUUAAAGUAAAAUACAUGUCAUCCACCAUCAGUCUCUGACCAAUGAGGGGGCCCUGAACUGGUAUUUUUCUAUGGAUCCUGCUAGGUAUGUAAUUUAGUUGCAGUUGAUUUAAAAGCAGCCCUGGUUAAUAUGAAAUCGGUGUAGAUGGGGGGGGGGGGUAAUUUAUGAGUGCUAAUUGAGAGUAUUGAUCAGGCUUGCGUGAUUCACUGCUGUCGGAUGCCAGAGAGACCUCCUGUGUAAUAAAAUGAAUGAGGUCAGCCAUGGUAGUCUCUCUGUUACUAAGCAAUAGCCUGCUUAAACCACAGCUCUGAGUACACAUCCUCCUAGUGAACCCACACCAGCCUGACUCUGAGAAACCUCCCCAGUAGUAGAGCCACGAGAGAAGCGCUAAAUCAUCUGCUCUCACUCUGUCUUUCCCCAUCAUUUCCCCUUGUACUGCAACAGUCUUAUUAGGAUUCAAGUAGGUCUGUCUGUGUGCCUGUGUGUAGUCCUAUCCAAAGACAUGGAUUAGGAGAUGUUUUGGCUUUGUAAUGACAAUCUUUGUAGCAGCAUUAGUAGGGACAAGGAUGCUGACUGUUUUAUCUACAGACAGACCAUUUAGUCUGGCAAGGCUCACUACAAAACAAGCAACCAUGAAUUCAUUUCCAAGGUUCUUUAAGAUCUAUUCCCAAGUGUAAACUCUAUUCUAACUGGCCCACUCUAGACACAUUCACUGGAGACGAGACACAGACACAUGACAGGAGUGCCACAUGCGUCCACUGUCUUCCAGUCUAAAAUAAGGCACCCCCCUGCGAAGGAGUGAUGGAAAUAAGUGGUAAUCUGUUGCAGGCUGUAGUCAUGACAGUAGAGAGCCUGGAGAAUGGCUAGAAUCCUAUAAUGUGUCUGACAGCUCUUCCAAGGGCCAUUCUCAAAACAAAGCUUUAAAGAUUACACUCACAUUCACAAUAACAAUGCACUUUCAUAAUAACAGAUUAGAGGGAGGAACCAAUAGUCUGCUGGAACCAAGUCUCUGUUUGGAUGCAGCUGGAAUGACCUUGGUGUGGCGGGGCUGGCCACAGGAAGUGAUGUAAAAAGCAGUGUGUAAGAUGCAGCACUGAAGGGAUUAGGUCAUAAUCCUCUGUAAUAGCCUUUUCUUAUGCAUUCAAUCAGCAGCCAGAACAACACCACUCCAUACAGCACUCACAGCUAAUUAAAAACUGUCACCCAACUGUCUGUGUGUGAGCCAUUGCCCCUCAUGUCAAGGGACAGUGCAAACCUAGCACUAAUACACAGGAGCCAUUCUCUAUGAGCUAGACUUAAAUCUAUGAGAGCCACAAUGUCACUAACAUAUUCAACACAGCCACAUACUGUAGACACACACAGACACACUUACUACUCAUACAGACUCAAAGAAGCACAGAUGUAAAAACACACCUAAACCCUGUGGUGUCUGCUGGUCUGGUAGGCUUGGCUGGACUGGGGUGUGAGGUUGGCCAAUCCCCUGAGGCCUAAUCUGAUCAGAGUGAACCAGCGAGGAGGGAACAUUUCUCUAAUUGCAUUACAGCACACAUUUAGAAAGGGGGAGACCUGACUCCAGCACAAAUGCCUACAUGUUUAAGGCUAUAACCCUGAUCAAAUCAAAACCCAAAAUCUCUGGCUCUGCCAAGAUGAUCAGACGCCCAUAGCACCUCCAGUGACCUUAUUGGAGCUGCUUGUUUUAAGGCCAAUGUGUAGAUGGGAGUAAUAAUGUGCUGUGUGGUUACUAAGACCCCAUUAAGGCCUUUUGUUAGGACUAUGUGUAAGUGUACACUGAGGCUCUGCAUUACACUAUGAUAAACUCAUAGACCCCAACUAACUUUAAUGAGCUGACUUUGUAUUACCAUGGGCAAUACUCUGUUGUGCUCUGCUCCAUGGCUACUUACCACUGUAUAAAACACAGGGGUGAACGACACAGACACUGGACAUCUUUCCAGGCCAUCAGUUGUGAUGAGGCCACCUAGUCACACAGGUCCACCAAUCCUGUCUCUGGUUGCUAUGACAACCCGGUUGUCAUAUGAGAUUUAAUGUGUUACCAUGGGAAUAUGCUCUCUGAGGCACUGUGUGCUGUACAGCCAACCCGAUGUCAGGUUGCAACACAGAUCCCGCUGACAUGUACACACAUGGACUUGCAAGUCAUCUUCAACCAUACGUGUAUAAUAGCUUGUACUGUACAGUAUGUUCUGCAUCCUGAUGAGAGGGUAGAGUGAGAGGGAACAGAUAAGCCAUUGGAAAUCACGGAUUUAAUUACCGAUAUGACAAAAUAAGAGGAUACAAGUGGUAAAUCCCUAAAGGAUCCCCCUACCCCCUCUCAAUUCCACACCCAUGUGUAAGCAAGAACAUUAGACUGGAAACCACGGAAACUCUGCUAUGUUUUUGUAUUAUAAUUAUUAGAAGGCAGGCGCAGGAAUACGUAUUAGGGGUUUUAUUUAUUCCACCCAACACAAGGUACAUCAUGAAAACCGAUGGGAACGAAGCCAAAAACAAACACGUAUAUACAGUCGUGGUCAAAAGUUGAGAAUGACACAAAUAUUAAUUUUCACAAAGUCUGCUGCCUCAGUUUUUAUUAUGGCAAUUUGCAUAUACUCCAGAAUGUUAUGAAGAGUGAUCAGAUGAAUUGCAAUUAAUUGCAAAGUCCCUCUUUGCCAUAAAAAUGAACUUAAUCCCCCCAAAAAAUGUCCACUGCAUUUCAGCCCUGCCACAAAAGGACCAGCUGACAUCAUGUCAGUGAUUCUCUCGUUAACACAGGUGAGAGUGUUGACGAGGACAAGGCUGGAGAUCACUCGGUCAUGCUGAUUGAGUUAGAAUAACAGACUGGAAGCUUUAAAAGGAGAGUGGUGCUUGAAAUCAUUGUUCUUCCUCUGUUAACCAUGGUUACCUGCAAGGAAACACGUGCCGUCAUCAUUGCUUUGCACAAAAAGGGCUUCACAGGCAAAGAUAUUGCUGCUAGUAAGAUUGCACCUAAAUCAUCAAUUUAUCGGAUCAUCAAGAACUUCAAGGAGAGAGGUUCAAUUGUUGUGAAGAAGGCUUCAGGGCUCCCAAGAAAGUCCAGCAAGCGCCAGGACCAUCUCCUAAAGUUGAUUCAGCUGCGGGAUCGGUGCACCACCAGUGCAGAGCUUGCUCAGGAAUGGCAGCAGGCAGGUGUGAGUGCAUCUGCAUGCACAGUGAGGCGAAGACUUUUGGAGGAUGGCCUGGUGUCAAGAAGGGCAGCGAGGAAGCCACUUCUCUCCAGGAAAAACAUCAGGGACAGACUGAUAUUCUGCAAAAGGUACAGGGAUUGGACUGCUGAGGACUGGGGUAAAGUCAUUUUCUCUGAUGAAUCCCCUUUCCGAUUGUUUGGGGCAUCCGGAAAAAAACUUGUCCGGAGAAGACAAGGCUACCGUCAGUCCUGUGUCAUGCCAACAGUAAAGCAUCCUGAGACCAUUCAUGUGUGGGGUUGCUUCUCAGCCAAGGGAAUGGGCUCACUCACAAUUUUGCCUAAAAACACAGCCAUGAAUAAAGAAUGGUACCAACACAUCCUCCGAGAGCAACUUCUCCCAACCAUCCAAGAACAGUUUGGUGACGAACAAUGCCUUUUCCAGCAUGAUGGAGCACCUUGCCAUAAGGCAAAAGUGAUAACUAAGUGGCUCGGGGAACAAAACAUCUACAUUUUGGGUCCAUGGCCAGGAAACUCCCCAGACCUUAAUCCCAUUGAGAACUUGUGGUCAAUCCUCAAGAGGCGGGUGGACAAACAAAAACCCACAAAUUCUGACAAACUCCAAGCAUUGAUUAUGCAAGAAUGGGCUGCCAUCAGUCAGGAUGUGGCCCAGAAGUUAAUUGACAGCAUGCCAGGGUGGAUUGCAGAGGUCUUGAAAAAGAAGGGUCAACACUGCAAAUAUUGACUCUUUGCAUAAACUUAAUGUAAUUGUCAAUAAAAGCCUUUGACACUUAUGGAACGCUUGUAAUUAUACUUCAGUAUACCAUAGUAACAUCUGACAAAAAUAUCUAAAAACACUGAAGUAGCAUUCUCAAAACUUUUGACCACGACUGUAUAUAACAAAGGGAUGUAACCCAAACAAAAGAGCGAGGUGUAACCUCUACACAAUACAAGGGACGAGACCCCUAAUAACAAUACACGGUACUCACGAGACCGUGGGACAAGGACAAUGGGGAACAGAGGGCACAUAUAUACACAUACUAAUCAGGGGGAAUGGGAACCAGGUGUGCGUAAUGAAACAAGACAGUCCGGGGUUGGUGGUAAUGAACCAGUUCAGUGACGCCUAGAAGGCCGGUGACCUAGACCUCCGGAGCUGGUGAACGGAAUGAGCAGCAGUACCGGGGGGAUCCGUGACAGGCGCUAUGGAUUAGGCCUGUAUGUAGGGAAUAUAUUGUUCCUCUCAUAUCAAAGACUACUGUAAAUGAAAGGGUUUUGAGAAUGUUGUAAUUUUUCCCUAUGAAAGAGGAUGGCUUGGCACAAGGUCAAUGUUCCCUCAAAGCUGCGCGCGUGCGCGGCCGCCACCUCCUCCAGGACUGCGGCGCAGAAGAAAUGCUAUGCCGCGCAGAGACGCAAGAGAUUGAACUUCACUGAGUUCGCACCAUUAGUUUGCACUAUAUAGAUCAACGUUUUUGCUGUGAUCGAAUCAACAUUAUAUCAGCCCCUUUUCUAUGCAACAAAACAAAACAAAUCUAACUUUGCAAGAUUGAGUCUGUGAUUUUGUUGUAGGCAGAGCCAGAGUGCAACCGCACCCACCCGCAAGUGAAUGCGCUUUUCAGAUCAGAGUGCAGAGCCGCGCGUGUGCACAUUUGUUGAUAUUCUUAGCUAGUUAGCGAGUUAUUAGCCCAGUUAUAGAUAAGUAUAGGCCAGCAAUGGAGAGUUACUGAUUCGUACAAGAGCACAAAACGUGUAGGCUACAUUUCAAGCUGUCUUUGAAAAGCCAGUAAGGUAAAAAGCUUAUGUCUUAAUUAAAGGGGCAGUGUUGUAUUUUGAGACAGGCUUGAAUAUGUAAAUAAGCCAAUAGGCAGAGGGGUAGCCUACAUUGUCUAAUUCUCUGUAUGGUAAUAAUAAUUCAUUGUAUUUUGUAAAGUGGUUUCUUGCAUCAUACAACACAAUACAAUGCAAUUUACAGUCACCUAUUUGGCCCAUGGUGUUACAGACCAAGUAAAAAAUCAUUAAUGAAUGUCAAACCCAUCCUAAUGUAAAAACGUUUUAAAAGUCUCAAGCAAUGUAGGCCUGCAUUGAACACCACAUAUAGGCUACUGUAGGCUAUAUCAUAGAAAUAAAAACCUAUUUCCAUGUGAAAAUGUUAUGGGAUUUGAUCCAUUGGCCUACAUAAUGCUCAGAUAGCCACAAUAGCAUAUUGGCUACUGUCUAAAACUGUAAGGGUACAGCCUCAGUGUUCACUGUAAAUAUGCACCGGAAGUUGCACAAAAUUCUCACAACGUUCAAGUUUCUGCUCACAAGACAAAAAAAUUGUUCAGUGCCCCAGAAAAUUUGAGGGAUCAUUGCACAAGGUACUGUACCUUUGUGUUCGGACUCUGGAGGAAGAAUUAGCAUUUACGCUUGUCUCUCAGAUUAUUGAGCCCUAGUUUGUUGGCCUGGAUUCUGUUGCAGUAGUCUGAUUUCCCCCAUGUACUGAUAAUGCUUGAUCUGGGAUCUGAGGACUUUAUGCUCAGAUUAAGGGGAAUAUCAGUACAUCUGGCAACACAGUGAAAUGUCCUGUUUUUCCUCUGAUCUCAAUCUGUCAGACGCAGUGUGACACUGAGUCAAAUGUCACAUUCCCACUGUGACUGGGCUUUGCAUAGACCUCCACUGAGGAGACAGAUACAUCAGUCAGUUUAGCAGAGAGGAAGAGCUGUAUGCAUCUUCCUGGCCUGGUUAGGAGAAUGUGAAGCACAUUCAGAAUUGCAGAGUAGAGCUCCUGUGUCUGAAUGUCUAAGAAUACAUCAAACUAAUUAUGAUUCUGCGUUUGGUAAAGGCUAUAUCAUUCCUCCCAAGCAUCACUGGGGACAACAAGAUGCCAUUAUGAAAACGGGGUACAUAGAAGUGGAAGACUUGUAGAAGUGCCACAACAAACGUUUUCUUAUUUUUGUAAGCAUAGUGCACUGACCAAACAAUGUUAUGACAAAGCACAGGUUUUAGUUUUCAGGUUGUUCUUCCCUUGGUCUCCCACACAGAAUACAUAAACAUUACAACCCCUCUCUGAGUUACUUAAGGACACAAGUGCAUUCAAGUGUGAAUGGAACUCACCCAUCUUUUAGCAGCAGACGUUCCAAAGUGGACAUCUCUCCUCACCGCUAAAAGCUUUCCAGAAAGCAUGGUGUAGUGUAGAUUUCUGAGUAUAAGCCUUGUAUUAUUACGCAAUAUGCCAUGCUAGUUCCACGAAACACCAACAGAUGUCCAAUGGGGAAACCAUUUAUCUCACCUAAAUCUCUAACUCACUUACAGUAGACUGACUGUAGUAGAAAAGCCAACUCUGUUUAGGAUUCAGACAGACAGAUGGGUGGAGAGCUCUGUCCAACUACAUUAUACCUGUGGGUCUACAACAAGGACAGAGCAUUAGAGAGCGGCUGUGUUUGGUCACUUCCUGUUCUUACCUGUCCCAUGCAGUCACUACUCACGAAGGCCUCACCAGUCACCACAGUGGCCAACAAUGCAACCACUGACUGAAAGAUCCUAUAAACAUCACACGGCCGGUAGGCAGUGGGUUAUUGAUCAGAACAGUCCAAUGUGCUCAGCCAGGGAAGGGGGCAGUAGGGACCAAGCUCUAAACAGAACAUUUCAGAUUUUUAAGGUUGAGUUACUCAAACCUGUGCUUUCACAGGAACAGUUCUGCUGUGCAGCUGGAUACCAGUUACAGGAACACUGUGGUGACUCAGAGGUAACAGUGUGUCAAAUCAAAUAGCCCUCAAAGCAUUGCCGUGUUGGGUACUCACUCAGAACGUGUCUCACCAUGGCACAAUGUGAAGUAUGUGAGUGGCAUGAGUAUGUGUGGACAAUAUGUUGUGAGAAUACUGAACUGUUCUGAAUUACGACUUUACAACACUACCGUUAUGCACUUUGUAUUUUAUAUGGAAGAUGUAGAUAUUUGUCAUCUGGUAAUGCCUUUCAUAAUUGCCCCUGAGACAAGUUGUAUUGAAUUGUAUUAAUAACAUGUUAUAAAAUAAUUUGUUAAUGUAUUUGUGCUAACGCUCUGUGUCUGGGGUGUGUUUGUGUGUCUCCAGGCUACAGAUGUGGAGAGGCAGCUGUCCACUCAGGUCCACUCGUUACGGGAUGACUUCAGAGAGAAGAGCGUCUCCACCAACCAGCACAUGACACGACUAGAGAGCCUACAGGCUGAGGUGAGGCAUCCGAGUAGUCAUUUUUAACCGUCUCAAAAAUCAAUACCUUCUUAAAAAUUGAUUUCAACUUAACGAAUAUUACCCAGUCAUAAUCAAAAGUGUCAUUUAUUAAAACAUGUGUUUUAAUGUGCUGUGUGGGGUUGAGAAAAUGUAAUAUCCUGAGAUAUUAGAAUAUGCACACCUCAAGUUGUGCUGUGUUUUCUAUCAAACUAAUUCAAACAGUAGUAUUCAAACUAUUCCCCUAUCAGUUUUCUCUCGUUUUCUAUCAAUCAUUCAAUUUCUCCCUGUUCCCCUCCUCUAAUACCGUGAUUGAAUCCUUCCACUUCACUGGAGCAGCAAGGGCUAGAAGUGAGUGGUUAUAUUGGUUUGUCUGCAUGCUGCAUAUCGCAUGUGUGUACAUGUCCCACUGUACUGCUAUGGAGCAUGAGAUUCUGUAUGUUUCUGUCUGUGAUACAUUUAUCAAGAGAAUACACAAUAAUAUCAAUGAUGUGUAAUGUCAGCCAUCUAGCUCAGGGUCAUAGAAUGAUAACAUGACAGAUAUAUUAUACCGCUCAGUGGGUCUUGUUGGAGAGCAGUAACCUCACUGCAGAGACUGCACUGGAAUUGAGUGAAAAAGCUGCCGUUCUAUAUUUAGCAGAUAUACUGCAAUGUCUGGGUGUUCCCAGGAUUGCAACGGGUUUUCUGAAUUUAAAGUGACAAGGAUGGAUAUGUUACAGUCCUGCUAGACAGAGAAAAUCACAGCAAUGUCAACCAAAAUAUCUGAAGGAUACACGAAGAACAUGAAUCUACAAAGACAUCCACAUGGUGCCCAAACGUCCACAUACUGCGCUGUGAAGUAGGUUACCAGAUGUAGGUCAAAGCAUGGAUGGGGAGUAAAGAGAAAUAACAAUAACUGAUGUUUGUUUAAUGGAUUAAGCUGCGCAGACCGCUACCAAACAUAUUACAGACAAACAACUCUCCUUGUAUCUCUAGAAAUGUGCAGUGUUUGUGCAAUGUUAGCAUUCAGUCCAAGGCCACUUUAUAGACUGAUGAAGGAAUAAACUGUUAUCGGGUCUAUUUGGACUAUCAACUUACCACAGAGACAUUCCUGUAUAUGAGGGUGGCAGAAACCGCCUACGCCGAUGCUAGGCAACAAACAUUCUUUGGACCAGGGGGAGUACUUUCAUCUUCUGGAACAUUUGAACUCCUCAGUCAGUCAGGAGAUAAACAGGUUAAUAGAGGCUAACACUGAGUGCAGAUAGCUACCAAAACAGUUUCUCUUCUCUGUCCUUGGUUCCCAUAGCACAAUGUGUUACUUGGCUAUUGGGGUUGUGUAUCUUGUCAGAUUAAGAUGCUGUCGGAGCGUAAGAGAGAGCUGGAGCGUCGGGUUAACGCUGUGCUAGAGGAAAACGAGCUACUUCAGAAUACUGUUGACGACCUGAGGGAAAGAACACUAGUGCUGGAGAAACAUCACCACGAGAAGGACUUACAGGUACGAUCUCUGUCGCUAUUUGUACAGUUCCAUAAUAUUCCUGUAUUAUGUGUGAACGUAUAUAUGGGUUUAAAGACAUGUUCUGUAGGUGUGUGUGUCUGAGUGUGUUAUGUUGAUCUGUAUGGUAUCAGUGCUCUGUGUUGACCACUGUGUUGACUACUGUGUUGACCCCUGUGUUGACUACUGUUUGUUGUCCACUGUAUUGCUGUGUGUGUCCAGUUACGGCAGAGCCAGCUGGAGCUCCAGGAGGUCCGGGUGUCCCACAGACAUCUGAGUGCCCGCUUUGAGGAGCUCACAGAGGAGAGAAGUCUACAAGGCCUCAGCCCACACCCUGCCAGUCUACUCUGUGAGAUAGAACAGAGCAUGGAGCAAGAGGAGCAGGAACAGGAGAGGGAGCAGGUGCACACAUGCACACGCACACAUGCACACGCACACACGCACACGCAUACAUGCACACCCUGCUUUGUGAGAUAGAGUGGCAUACAGAGAGUCCUAGAUAUCAUAUCAUUGAUUCAUAGUGUAUCAUAAACAGUUUUUGCUAAGCAGCUCUCCCUCUCUGUCUCUAGCUCCGUCUCCAGCUGUGGGAGGCCUACUGCCAGGUGCGCUCGCUCGUCUCCCACCUGCGGGGCAAUGACAUCACAGACUCAGCCCUGUCCACAGACUCCUCCAUGGACGAGUCCUCAGAGACAUACCCAGCCAAGGACGUUCCCAUGGGGAGCCUGCAUGCCUGUCUACUGGAGCUACGCAGACUCACACAGAACCUGCUAGACGGCAACGAGUCCACGGUACUGACCUUUCACACAGAUAUACAUACGAAAAUACUGACCAGAUAUACUAUACAGAUAUAUAGUUCCUCCAUGCAUCCAAUAAAGAGUGUGCGAUAUUCAGUACAUACUCAAAACAACUCCAAAUGAAUUGAGUUGAGUUUGACCUGAAUUCACAAUAUAAUGAAUCUAUGUGUGUUGUUGUGGUUGUGUGUGAGCAGGGUUCUCGGCAUAGUGACGAGGAGGCUCUAGAAGACCAGGUUCGAAAACUUGGGGAAGAGCUGAGAGGAGUGAGAGAGCUGUACGAAGCAGAGCAGGAUAGAACACGGAACAGCCAAGAAGAGGUUCUACAACUCCAUAAUCAGGUACUACUGCUCACAGAGCUUUAUCUUCAGUGUUGUUCUUGAACAAGAUCAUUUCAACACAGCGUUGUUAUUCAAGCAAGACACAGAUGUGAUUUCUUACUCAUGAGGUUGACAAAGUGUCUGAUGAGUGUCUCCUAUGUCAUUCCUCCCCUGUCCUGAAGAUGGCGAUGCUCUCUGUGGAGAUGUGCUCUGUACAGGAGGAGAGUGAGCGUAUGAGGGCCAUGUCUGAAGCACGAGACCCCAGUGAACAGCUCCAAAGUGCUAUACGAGACCGAGAUGACGCUAUUUCCAAGUAAGACCACAUUUACAUAGCACAUUUUUUGGGCACAACCACAUGUAUGUUUGCCCUGUAUGUAAUAGGCUAGCAUAUAACAACAAUUUGAUGUUUUACAUUAAUCUCCCGAAUAAGCAGGCCAGUCAUAAACUCUCAUUCAACAUAAUGAGAGCAAAGAAACUAGAGCGGUGUUGUCUGUCUCUAAGCUGUGUGUCUGUCUGCCUAACAGGAAGAAAGCGGUGGAGAUGGAGCUGGCCAAGUGUAAGAUAGAUAUCAUGUCUCUGAACAGCCAGCUCCUGGACGCCAUCCAGCAGAAGCUGAACCUAUCACAGCAGCUGGAGGCCUGGCAGGUGGGUCAGAGGUCAGGGUUCAUGAGGGGGCACACUAGACUCAUAGUAUGAGUUAUUUCAUUUGAAUUUUUGGACUAUUUAAAACACAAUUCAGCCACACGUGGAUACACUGUAUUUAGAAUAAUGGAGGAUAACACAAUAAAGUUGAACAACUUAUUUCCAUUGUUGUCCUCUGGUUGUUACUGAAUGGACUGUCAAACUGAAUGGACUUUCAAACUGAAUGGACUGUCAAACUGAAUGGACUGUCAAACUGAUAGUUAUAAUAACAGAUACCAUAUGAAUGUGUAUCUGACAGCUCAAAUGUGUACGAAUGACAAAAUGUAUGAAUGAUUACAUUCACACAGCAAUUAUCAUUAUUAAUGUGUACUGUAUUUUAUUCAUUAAAUAAGAGUAUACUAGUGGACUGAAAUGUACAGUUGUAGGUUUAGGUGAAAAUGUGUGUCUGGUGAUCUUUUCCCCACCACAUCCUGUCCUCUCCUCUAAUUUACCACUGUCCAAAGUGUGUGUAUGUGUUAACAUGUACAAUACUGUACGUACUCUGAGUCAGCAAUUUACACAAGUGUCUGAAGAACUAAUACACUCCUCAUUGAAACCUCAAUGAGUUUCAACCUUGGGUUUUCAUUGAACAUACUGCAAACAAUUCAGCAAGUAGGACUAGUAGCUAACUAACUAAAUUGAGGACUUGUGUAUGUGUCUUUCCCUCCCCUCCCUCACCCGUAACUAGCAGCUCUUUCCUCUCUCUUUCCCUGGCUGCAGUUUGCCUCCUCAGGGCUCUUUACUGUGUGGCUCUUGUGGUUUCUGAUCUAGUGGCCUUUCUCAGCUUCCGUACCACCCUUUCUCCCCUGUGGUACCCCCCCUCCCCCCCACUGCAUUAGAGGUGAGGUGUUCCAUCUUGCCCUGGUUCUGUCCUGUGCGACUCUUCCAUGCCACGCUGAGCCAUUCCAUGCCAUGGCCUGCUGACUCAACAGAAAUACGCUCACCCAUUCUAAGCCAUUUGAUCCAUUUGAUCACCCAAAACCACCCACUUCCAUGCCAAUCCGUCACACCAUCCUCCUGCCUGCUGUUUCUCUUCUCUAAAAACCCCUGUCCACUUUAACAUACCCUCACAUUCCCUUUACCUAUCUAUCACUCUACUGUGCUCUCUCUCUCUCUCUCUCUCUCUCUCUCUCUCUCUCUCUCUCUCUCUCUCUCUCUCUCUCUCUCUCUCUCUCUCUCUCUCAGUCACUCAUUCAUUCUGUCUUUCUCUCUCUUAGGAUGAUAUGCACAGUAUGAUUGAUCAGCAGCUUAUGGAAAAGCACCAGGAGGAGUGGAGGGUGACCCCCUACUCCCUUGCCGGGCCCUCUGGGGGUCGCGGGGGCCCCUCCGGCCAGUCCUCCAGACGAGCCCAUCGUCUCUCCGAUGGGGAGAAGAGGCUCUUUUCCUUCUUCAAAAAGAACUGA